Molecule: messenger RNA, 1708 nt
Organism: Jatropha curcas
Lineage: Eukaryota; Viridiplantae; Streptophyta; Magnoliopsida; Malpighiales; Euphorbiaceae
Product: serine/threonine-protein phosphatase PP1 isozyme 3
Cellular component (GO): cytoplasm; nucleus
Molecular function (GO): protein serine/threonine phosphatase activity
Source: RefSeq, a predicted model, not a curated record
UUUUGCGAUGUCAUCAUUUUGCCUUAUGCUCUUUACUCUGUAAUUUUGCUGUUCUUCUAACUUCCGCCAUGAAUAAAACGAAGGUUUUCUUAGAAGAGUGGUGCUGAAAUAAGAUAUGGCUUAACUCCGAUCAACAUCGCCAAAUGGGGUUCGCUACAUGACUUAUCAAAUCCUAAUUCAUAUGUUCUUUUUGGAUUGCUGUGUAUUCUCUAUUCCAAUUUUUUUUAGAUUUGAGAACAGGCUGCAUCGAGAGUCGACACUCCACAAUACAGCCGCUUCGAAUACGUUGUUAGAAGCAUGCGCAGCGACCCUUGGUUCAUAGAUAACAGAUAUGCAAGGAGAAAGGAAAUUUAGCUGUUGUCCUUCUGGUGUUUGAAGUUUGACAAAAAAAAGGUGAGCAGGAGAUAUGGAGCGUGCAGUUCUUGAUGAUGUGAUUAAUAGGUUGCUCGAAGUUAGAAGCAAACCAGGGAAACAAGUUCAGCUUUCUGAGACUGAGAUUAGACAGCUCUGUUUCACCUCCAGGGAGAUUUUCUUGAGACAGCCCAAUCUUUUGGAGCUAGAAGCUCCUAUAAAAAUAUGUGGAGAUAUACAUGGACAAUAUCCUGAUCUACUGAAGCUCUUCGAAUACGGUGGAUUACCUCCUCGUUCCAACUAUUUGUUCCUGGGGGAUUAUGUAGAUCGUGGAAAGCAAAGCCUGGAAACUAUAUGCCUUCUUCUUGCAUAUAAAAUAAAAUAUCCUGAAAACUUUUUCCUGCUGAGGGGAAACCAUGAAUGUGCUUCUGUAAACCGUAUAUAUGGAUUUUAUGAUGAGUGCAAAAGAAGAUUCAAUGUCAGGCUCUGGAAAAUGUUCACAGAUUGUUUCAACUGCUUGCCUGUUGCAGCUCUGAUUGAUGAAAAGAUUCUCUGCAUGCAUGGUGGGCUUUCUCCCGACCUGCGCAAUUUGAAUCAGAUAAGGAAUUUGCAACGACCUACUAUUGUUCCUGACUCUGGUUUGUUAUGUGAUCUCCUCUGGUCUGAUCCCAGUAAAGACGUUCAAGGUUGGGGGAUAAAUGACAGAGGUGUUUCGUAUACCUUUGGUGCUGAUAGGGUCAUAGAGUUUCUGCGAAAGCAUGAUCUUGAUCUAAUUUGCCGAGCACAUCAGGUUGUCGAAGAUGGUUAUGAGUUUUUUGCAAAUAGACAACUCGUAACCAUAUUUUCAGCUCCUAAUUAUUGUGGAGAGUUUGACAAUGCUGGUGCCAUGAUGAGUGUGGAUGAGAAUUUACUGUGUUCUUUCCAAAUACUGAAACCUGCCGAUAAGAAGCCAAAGUUUGGGUUUGGGAGCAUCACUACUGCUAAGCCUGGCUAUAAUCCAACCAAAAUCAAGUCACUUUUAAAAGUGUGAGGAAUCUAAUCUACCGGAGAGAUCAUUGAAGAUGCCAGCUGCCCUGGAAGGUGACAUGUGGAGCUUUGCCAGUGUAGCCAUCUCUGGUAUAGAUAGAUGGGUUAUGGGGUAAGUCUUAAUGAAGUAAGAAUGUAGAUUGACAACUUUGUUUGGGUAUGAUUAUAUAAAGAACUGCCUUGUUCAUGAAAAUUUUAGGAGGUGUUAUCUCAUUGGUUUGCUCAGUGCAAUUGCCAGUAGCCACUCUGUAAUGUUAUCAUCUUAUAAUAAUUACAGAGCAUAAUGUACAGAGAUGAUUCUGUUCCCUCUUUUCCUCUUUCUUUCUUCUUA